ACUCAACUUCCAACAUUAGACACGCUCAUUUGCUCUUCAUUCAGUCCUACAUUUUGUCGAUUUGAGAAGUUUGACCGUAGUGACUGUGCGUAGAUAAUAGGUGUCACCGCCAUUUUCUAUUCUGCCUUCCUCAGCUACCGAGACUACCUAUUGUCUCCAGACCUUUGACCGGUGAUCGAGUUGCGCACUCUUUAUCAAAAGUGUAGUCCAUACUUGAUUUCUCAUCACUCGCUUUUAUUGCUUAUGUGACCUCAGUCACUUGUAUUCACAAUCUUAUUGAAAUAAUGCGUCUAUCUUCAGACAAGGCGUUCACUGCAGGUCCCUAUUAGCAUUAUUCAGUCGCACUUCCAGACGCGCACUCCUAGUCAGAGUUCUAAAAUGGCGGGCACUUCUAAACGUUGUAUCACUUCAGUGGCUGACUCGCGACCGAACAAGAUUCAGAAACUUGAGAUCUUUGAGGAGCUUGGAGAACCUGCAAAUUUGGGCACCUCACUCAGCAAUCCUAUCAUUGUCGACGAUGAUGACGAUGAUGAGUACUUAGGAUGGGAAGCUUCGUUCGAGAGAAGGAACUUCGCAUUUAGUGACAUCACCGAGGUUGAUAUAUUCGGAAAUCCAAUAUUUAACCCAUCUAUGACCUUGACAGAUUUGGAAUCAGAUGGAUUCGUAGAAUUAAUUACUUCUCCAACCUAUUUAUUCUAUCACGACACUGGUAGAGGGGCAGAAACACCAGCGUUUCGCUCGUUACCUAUAGUUGCCAACGACCAAGCUUCUGGAAAAGCAAGACAGAGCGAAUUGUUAGCACUAUCCAGUGGUUGGCCGAGGUUAAAGGAUGACCGAGUUGUCAAUGUCUAUCUCGAGGGUGAAUAUUUCCGAGACUCGAAAUUCGACCGCCACUGCCACCUUCACAUUUGUCACAAUGGUGCGCCGGACCUCGACACGCUCCAGCUUUCGGAUGUGCGUCGAGAGCUAGCACGGAUUCUAGGCAUAGAAGACCCGUUUACCUUGCAAAUCGAAGUCCAGCAUGCAAAAGCACAUGCCAAGGCCAAUAUAUUUAGUCGUGGCCUCUGCAAGCGUUUCAAUGCCGCUUGGGACGAUACAACUAUAGACGACCGCAGCUCAUUGAGAAAGGCGCUCCCGUCUUCGGACGCUUGGCUUCGUGUCCGGACCUGUGACUACAUUAUUAUUGAAAUUACCACCAAAGAUAUAUCGUGUGCAAUUACGCCAUCCGAUUCUACUACUAUCCAUCAGGUGCGACAGCUUAUUGCCUCCAUUGCUGACACGGCAGUCGGUGCAAUACACAUGUAUACCUCAGAUGUGGAACUUGUCGACAAUAUGGACAGGUUAGACUCUUUUGACUUUACUUGCGGCUCAAGAAUCAAAGCGGUCAUUGAAACGCGAGAGUGCGUUAAUUGUUACGACGACGUGGGAUAUGCAGAUUUCCCUCUUGAGUCAACAACUGAGGAGUGUCUUCAUGAGCUAAAUAUCUGCAAAAGCUGUAUAUCAACCUGGAUUACCACUUGCCUCAACAACGGUAACUGGAAUCAUAUUACAUGUCUCUCAGCCAACUGUGGAGCUGUCCUACAGUAUGGCGAUAUCAAGAGGGCUGCAACUGACACGGAUAUGCAACGAUACGAGCGAUUUUCAAUGCGAGACGCUCUCUCAGAGAUUCCUGGAUUUAGAUGGUGCCUCUCCCCAACAUGUGAUGCUGGCCAAAUACACGAGAACAGCGAAGGUACGGAACAGAUCCUGACCUGUAUAGCAUGUGGUUUCAAGCGAUGUACUGCUUGUGAUCGCGAAUGGCAUCAGGAUGAAACAUGCAAACAGUAUAGUGACAGUUUAGCUGUGCAGCCCUCGGAAAUAAACGCGUCUGAGGCUUGGAUCGUCAAUAACAGCAGGAAGUGUCCCGGAUGUCAGAGCCCUAUUCAGAAGGUAAAUGGCUGCGAUCAUAUGACAUGCACACGCUGUCUCAGGCAAUUCUGUUGGAUAUGUAUGGCCGAUUACCGAGACAUUCAUCGCAAUGGCAAUGCAGGUCAUGCACAAGAUUGCCGAUACUAUUCUGGUAAUAUUCCGGAUCCUCAUGCCCCUAAUAAUGCUCACCCUCAUGCACGCUUAGCUGCCCCUGCUCGACGAAGGCGUCCGCGUGCGAGACGAGCGGCAGCGAUUCCUCAGCCUGUGAACAAUGCAGCUCCUCAAGUAAGUCUUCGACCUCCAGUGCGUUUGACAGAAAAAUACAACAGUAUCCACAUCAUUGCUUUCUGAUAUUUUUUUCCUUUUCCAUCAAAUAAGUUUUGCAAUGGCGCUCUGUAAUAGCACCCUAACAAUGCUAGCCUAUCUCACACGUCGAUCGGUCCAUACCAGCAAUGGAAGUUGAACAGCAGGUGCAGGCAGAGUCAAAUAAUAAUAUUGGUGGCUUCGUGCCACAUGUUGUUCCUGACGUCUUAGCAGAAAGGCCUGCACCCACUGCGUUUGUUACUCAAAUGAACCAUGCCGCGCAUCACAGCUCGAUUCAGUUCUUUCAAACACCUGCUUUGCAGCAUCUACAGGAGCUUCACAAUGUGACAACCCCUCAGUUCAUUUACAAUGCACCAAUUUCAGUAGGACAGGACCAAGUAAACCGAAACAUCUUUAACGGCGUGCUGAUUACGCACUAUCAGGAGCCCCGAGAGAAUGGCUUGUUUCGCCAAUACAAUCCUGAGUUCAACAACAUUUUACAACACAAUCUUGACUUCGCACAGUACCAAUACACGCUUGGCGAUCAUCCCGCUUAUCAAUCUUAACACCUUUUGUUUCUUCGACAACAAUAAUGAAACUGACGUUUUUGAAUGAUAGCUAAAUUGAAUGAAUUGCUUGAAUGUAAUCUAUAUAUUAAUAUUUCGGCACUGUCGGAACAGCAAGAAAAUAACGGGCGUACAAGAGGGGAAUUACAUUAAUACCUGCUUGUCUACGAUAUUGGAUUACUUUCACUGAGGGGUGAACCCACGGGCCAACAAACUCGAUUAGAGCGAGAAUAUUUACUGCAGAAAUUAGAAGC
This is a messenger RNA of Verruconis gallopava, 3031 nucleotides long. RefSeq lists its product as hypothetical. Bases 379 to 2259 code for a protein of 626 amino acids. Gene Ontology annotation, cellular component: cytoplasm; ubiquitin ligase complex. The record is from RefSeq and is a predicted model, not a curated record. Gene Ontology annotation, biological process: positive regulation of proteasomal ubiquitin-dependent protein catabolic process; protein polyubiquitination; ubiquitin-dependent protein catabolic process. Lineage: Eukaryota; Fungi; Ascomycota; Dothideomycetes; Venturiales; Sympoventuriaceae. The transcript is spliced from 5 exons. Gene Ontology annotation, molecular function: ubiquitin protein ligase activity; zinc ion binding; ubiquitin conjugating enzyme binding.